Sus scrofa (pig) is the source of this 2023-nucleotide messenger RNA. Lineage: Eukaryota; Metazoa; Chordata; Mammalia; Artiodactyla; Suidae. The record is from RefSeq and is a predicted model, not a curated record.
CGCGCGACGCCCGCUGUCACUGCCGGGGAGCGUCGCCAAAAGCCCCGAUGUCCCGCCCCCUUCGUCUGAGCGGGCCUGAUAACAUCCGCGGAAGCCUUCGGACUCCGCGCGCUCCAGCGAUCCGGCCGUUAGACAACCGGGGGAGUUGGCAAGCAGCGCUCAGCCGGACCGUGGCGAGAGGAAUCGGGGGCGGGGUAGGGGGCGAGUUGGUGGGCGCGGAAGCGUGCAGGUCUGCGCGGGGCCGUGGCGGCCUCUCCCUGGGCCGGUACUUUGCACUCGCUCCCUAAGCCCGGCCCCGCCUCUGCUCCCCCUGCCGCGGGCAGCCUUGGGAGGCUGCCUGAGCGGGGCGAAAGCGCAGGCGCGACAGCGGCCAGGGGCGUGGUGUGGUCAGGCCGAGUGCGCGCGCGUGCGCAGGCCCACGUGCGCUCCCAACCCGCCUGGCGCUCCGGGGGUCUGGUUCCGACCCGUCUCGCUUCUCCGGGUCCGGCUCGAGCUAUGAGCGCCUGCCUGGCUGCGGGCUCGGCGCGGGCGCGCUACCUCGUGUACUUCCAGUACUUGGGCACGGACUUCAACGGCGUCGCGGCUGUCAGGGGCCCACAGCACGCCGUCGGGGUCCAGAACUACCUGGAGGAGGCCGCAGAGCGGCUAAACUCGGUCGUGCCGGUCAAGUUCACCAUCUCCAGCCGCACGGAUGCUGGUGUCCACGCCCUGAGCAACGCGGCGCACCUGGACAUUCAGCGCCGCUCAGGCCAGCCACCCUUCUCCCCUGAGGUCCUGACGGAAGCCCUCAACACCCACCUGAGACACCCAGCCAUCCGGGUACUGCAGGCCUUUCGUGUGCCCAGCCACUUCCAUGCUCGCUAUGCAGCCACAUCCAGGACCUAUCUCUACCGCCUGGCUACUGGCUGCCCCAGGCCUGACCAUCUGUCUGUGUUUGAACGAAACCGGUGCUGGCCGCUUCGGGCAGACUGCUUGGAUGUGGCUGCCAUGCAGGAGGCCGCCCAGCACCUCCUGGGGACACACGACUUCAGUGCCUUCCAGUCAACUGGCAGCCCGGCCACCAGCCCCGUGCGCACCCUGCGCCGAGCCUCGGUAUCUCCCGAGCCCUCCAGCCCCCUAGUUCUCCCCGGGGAGAGCAGGGGGCUGCGGUUCUGGAGCCUGGAGUUUGAGAGCCAGUCCUUCCUGUACAGACAGGUGCGGAGGAUGACCGCUGUGCUGGUAGCCGUGGGGCUGGGGGCCCUGACGCCUGCUCAGGUGAAGAUGAUUCUGGAGAGCCGGGACCCCCUCGGCAGGCACCAGUCCCGCGUGGCCCCAGCCCAUGGCUUGUUCCUGAAGUCAGUGCUUUAUGGGGACCUUGGUAAGAGGCGGUGGCCCAAGGAGGUCCCUGCUGGCAGUGACCAGCCCUUCCCCAGGCUGAGUCGUCAGUGGGGGAGGGGCUCUCGGUGGCAGUGCUGUCCCAGCUGCUGGGCAUCCAGACUGCCAGACAGGGAAGCCAGAGCCCCAGGCGCAGGGAGGCUGAAAGACCUCGAGCUGGAGACCAGCAGCCCAAAGGCAGGUGGCCUGGAGGAGGUGCCACGGCCCCGCUCCUGACCUGGACCCGUGGGGGAGGGGGGCUCGAACCCCGGGGCAGAGGCAGGGGCCCUGCAGUGAUGAUGACCUGGGGCCUGUCCACAGGUCCUGCCUCCACACAGCCUCCUGUGCCCUCAGAGUCACAGCACAGAAGUCACAGAUGAUCCCAAUGCCCAGCUGAGGGCAGGGAAGCCACCGCCCACCUCCAUACCACCGUGCCCAGCAGGGACAGCCCCGCGUUGUCUGGGGACCACAGCUGCCCCCUGCCUCCUUGUCCCUGCCGCGUGUCCACAGGUGGGCUGCCACCAGGGCGAGGUGCAAGAGACAGGCGCACACACCAGGAAGGAAGCCACCUAGACGGCCUGUGGCAGUUUUACUGGAGAUCCUUAUCCUGGCACCUUGCCCAUGUCCUGGGGUUAGUCCAGAAGUAAAAAUAAAAGGAGAAGAGCCCCGA